Branchiostoma floridae (Florida lancelet) is the source of this 3299-nucleotide messenger RNA. RefSeq names its product targeting protein for Xklp2 homolog. The record is from RefSeq and is a predicted model, not a curated record. Gene Ontology annotation, cellular component: microtubule; spindle. Lineage: Eukaryota; Metazoa; Chordata; Leptocardii; Amphioxiformes; Branchiostomatidae. The coding region runs from base 149 to 2635 and encodes 828 amino acids. The transcript has 16 exons. Gene Ontology annotation, biological process: regulation of mitotic spindle organization; activation of protein kinase activity.
UUUCAGGCGAGGCUAACUUGAAUACAGAGACGCCAUUUUGUGUGGUCAGUUAGAAGCUGAAAAUUUUGUCUCGAGUUUAGGCAAGAUUAUCCCCAAAAUCGCAGCGAAUUUGCCAUCUUGCCGAAAAUUCUUACAGUGGUAAGACACAAUGAGCCUAGAGGAAGGUUCGAAAUGGGAUUUCAACUGCCCACAGUUUGUGGAUUUCUCUGAACCGCAGGCGCUAACGUUGGACGACAACGCUGACGAGUGGUUUGACUACCAGCAUGAGAAUGAGGAGGGCAUACCUCUGGAUGCUCCCCCAUCUCCUGAAGCUGAGCACACGGAGGAUGUAACUGUCACCGUAACCAAGGCAACCGAGACCCUACAGAAGAUGCAGGAGACGGCCCUGGCAGCCUCCGCCUUUCCUGUGGUCAAGGUCGGGCCUUACGUGGAGAAGGAAGAGAAGAAAGACGAGCCAGAGUUUCCCGAAGUUGUGAAGGAGAAGGCUGUCCCAGAGAAGGUGGAGCCAACCGUUCCCCCAGCUGAGACAGAAACGAAGACAGAGCCACCACCAGUGGAAGUGGUGGUCAUGCAGCCAGAGGAAACCCCCAUGCAGUUCACCGCAGUCACGGAGGCUCCCGUCGAUGCCACAAAGAAGCUGAAAGCGAAGACGGAGGCUUCCAGAGUCCGUCGAUCCGUCAGGAGGAAGAGCUAUGUGAAGACUGAAGUGCAGCCACCGAAAGAAGCUCAAGUUGAACCCGCAAACAAGAAACAGAAAACAGCUGCCAACGAAAGACGGUCAGCUCCAAGAGCCCGCCAUGGCUCCGGAAAAACGCGUCGCUCGGCAGACACUUCUGCGGAACCUCCAGUGAAGAAGGCCAAGUCAUCCGCGGAUCCCAAAACACGAAUCAAACUCACCAUGCCCAAAACUCCAGAAUGUGCAAAGCGUUCUUACAAGCGUCCAGGCGUGGUUAAGAAAACUUCAGAGGAGCUUGAGUUGGAGAGGAUUGAGCAGUUGAGGGAGGAGACUCGCCGGCAGCACCAGAUAGCUGAGGAAUCGUACAAGCAGGCCCAGGCCUCCGCUGGCUACCACGCCGCCCGCGCUGCCGUCCCGCUGACCAAACCGCACGAGUUCCAUUUCCACACGGACGAGCGCCUCAAGGACCACGGCAUGGAGACACGACAGGACUCCAAGAACAAGCGCUUCGAGGACAGCCUGCGCACACACCCGCCCUCCCCAGUGAGUGGUAGUAGAACACAGGCCAAAUGUAACAAGUUGACGAAGCCCAAACCUUUCAAGUUCACGAACGACUCGAGGAAGAGAAAACUGCACGAGGUGGACCACGCUGGGCACAACAAGUGGCACUCCGUCUCCGAGCAGGUCAUCAACUUCCACAAGAAGACUCCGGACCGUUUCCGCCGCAAGGCAAGGAUGGAGCUCAAUGCAACCAGGGCUGGGCCUGUUGUUGGGGAUCACAAGAUGAAACUGACGCAGCCCCAGAGUCCCAACUUCUCCAAGCGCCCCCGUAACCGAUCGGCUCGCGUGAAGAGUGCUGCAGAGAUUGAAGAGGAAGAAGUGGAAGAGAUGAAGAAGUACAAGUUCAAGGCGAGGGAGAUAGACCAGCGUCUGUUCCAGCAGGCAGGAGUCGGCGUGCCGAAGAAGCCCCACAAACCAGUCACCCAGCCUGUGGGGAUGGAGCUGGAGACAGACCGCAGGAUACAGGAGAGACACGAUGAAACAAAGAACGCAGACAACGAGGAAAAGUUUGAGUUCCAUGCUCGGCCAGUUCCUGCAAAAAUCUUGGAAGGACCAGUGGGUGUUGCAGAGAAGAAGGUGGCUCCCCUCACCAUCCCCGAGUCUCCUGCCUUCGCCCUCAAGAACAGAGUCCGCAGCGUCAAACCAGAAGUUCAAGAUGAGGAAGAAGAAAGAAUCAUCUACGCCCGUCCGAUGCCUCACACCGGAGUUCCCUUCAAACCCAACCGAGAACACAAAGUCACCCAGCUGGAGCCCUUCUCCUUCCAGGGCAGGGUGGAGGAACAGCUGGUCAAGAAGGAGGAGAAGAUUCAGCAGAUCAUUCAGGAGGAAGCCAAGGUUGCCAGUUCCUUCAGAGCUCAGAACUUGCCGGAGACCCUUCACCAGCCCGGACACCUUCCAGACGUUCCCAAGAAAGCACCCACCAACCCCGAACCCUUCCAGCUCAGCUGUGAUGACAAGGGUGCCAAGAAGGCUGCGGAAUGGAGCAAGAAGAUGGAGGAGGAACUGAAGCAGCAGCGCGAGCAGGCUAGCAGCUUUAAACACAAACCUGCCGACGUGCUGUACAAGGAACCCUUCAUCCCACAGAAGGCUACCAAGCCACUUACAGACGUGAGCGAGUUUGACCUGAACACAGUCCGGCGGGCGGAGCAGCGACAGGAGUUCGAGAUGCAGAAGAAGAUGAAGGAGGAGGAGAUGGAGGCUCUGCGGCAGCAGCAGGAGGCAGAGCGCAGGGAGCAGGAGCAGGUGGAGAUCGCCAGACUCCGCAAGGAGCUGGUCCACAAGGCCAACCCCAUCCGCCACGGCCGGCCCCUAGAGAUCCAGCCCAGCAACAAGCCGCUCACCAACCCGCAGACGCCCAACUUCUCCGACAGGAGAAGGAAGGCCAGCGUGCGCUUGUAGUCCUGGAUCAAUUUGCCCUAGCCUCUACCAGGCUCCACAGGCCGUAAAAAAAUAGUAGAGAUUGGACAAAUAAUACAGAAAACACACCUGACCAGAGGAUUUGCUAAACUGUAUUCCUCUGCCAACCAAAUCCUGCUGUGUGUUUUCUGUCUAUUUGGCCAAUUUCAACUAUUUUUCCAGCGCCCUGGGGAGCCUGGUAGAGGCUACAAUUUGCCUGCUCUGAUGUUUAUCUGUACAUACAAUCUUUGUGUUCAAGUUAUGUGGAGGGGUUUUCUUCUUUUUUUUUUUUUAUGGGUAAUCAAGUUUUUUUCAUCUUUGAAUUUUAGUAGCAGCCAGAAUAAUGGAUUUUGAAUGUGAUGUAUUCUUUUCAAGUCUUAAAAUUUGUAGGAAAGAUAGUAAGAAGACAUGUUAGGGAUUUCCUAUUUUAUUACCUACUGUCCAAUUUCUCUUUGUGAAUUUUUAGUGUAUCAUGUUCAUGUAUGUGUAGAUUAUAUGUACGAUAGGGUGAUAACAUUCCUUGACUUUGCUGUCCUCUAAUGUAGAAUUUGAAACGUGAAUUCCAACUCCAAGUUUGCCUCAUAGAAUCUUAGGUAAAAACUGUUCCAAGACUUUGUUUAUACUGUUGUUUCCUAUGUUAAUAAAGUCGAUUUGAGUAAAAUAGUAU